Messenger RNA from Dermacentor andersoni, 1827 nucleotides. NCBI's taxonomy places the organism in Eukaryota, Metazoa, Arthropoda, Arachnida, Ixodida, Ixodidae. The record is from RefSeq and is a predicted model, not a curated record.
GGCAUGACUCUAUCCCCUGGAGACGUCCGCACAUGUUGACAUUAACUUCAAGCGCCUGCCUUAUAACAAGUGCUACGAAAUAAAUGUUUAGAAGGUCGCUGCAAAACGCCCCAAAGGUUUGUGAAACGGACAGAUAAUCGCAUAUUCGUGCAACUAACGGAAAUAUUUUUGAAAGGGCAGGAGAAAUCGGACUUUGCGAUCCUCUGUGGAGCGAUAAGUAAGCUUCUAUUUUUUACGAAGAUGUCACUCAUAACAUGUUUUACAGUGCGAAACGUUAACAUUAGUUUAUUACCGCACUGGUUCGCGAAUGCGAAUUAUUCUUGGUCAUGUGAGGCAUCUAGAAUCUUCAAGGUGACAGCUCUCGGUUCUUCCUCUUGCAGAGAAGCCGCGCUUCGCCCCCCGUCUUCGUUCCCAUAUGGGGCAUGGUCAACCCUGGUAAAGGACUCCUCUUCGUCGGAGUGCAACGAGGAUGACACCGACGCAUCCCAGGUGUCCGUGACUACGAGCCUUUGCUACGCUGCGCUCGUGCUCGCCACGGCACUGCUGGCGCUAUCCACAGCGCUAGUGCUGGUCCGGCUGGUACCCGGCACCAGCGAAAGCGUGUCGUCCCCCAACGCAGCUCAAGGAUCUCGAGCCCACAACGCUGUCCCGAGCUCUGCAAUGGCGCCACCACCGGCAGCGAAGACCACAGUCCAUGCCACUGCAGCCAACCCACGGGGCGAAGGCUUGCUGCAUGCCAUGGGCUCCAUGACAGAAGAGGAAAAAGAACAAGUUUCCAACAACAGCAGAUCCGCGGGCGAAGGAAAUUCGAGAAAUAAUACCGUGCAGCACCCUCGAGGGCUUCCGGAAAACAUUAGGACAGCAGUGCCUCCAGGUGGAGAAAGCUCCGACGACAGCUACCACCAUCUGUGCGACAUUGUGUUCUACACGCACUGCCCGAGGACCGCUCGCGAGUUCUACUUCAACGGGGCGACAAACUCGUGCGCGAGAGCGACCACGUCGUACGGUGCGGAGGUGUGCAACCGCAGCCCCAACAGGUUUGCCUCCAGGGCGAGCUGCGAGAAAACCUGCGUGCACGUCAGCCACCCCUCGGGCAGGUGCCUAGACAGGCCUGUCUUUUCUCAAUGCAGAAGCGCUGACCUCAAGAAGAGCAUGUGGUUCUUCGAGGGCGAAACGUGCCAACCGUGGGACUUCCCUUCGGGGAGGUGUCCAAUGGCUGACGGUGACCUCUUCGGCAGUCGACAGGCGUGCAUCGAGAAGUGCGUUAACAACCAGAUGUACCUGCCGCUGUGCCGAACACCGCCGUCAGGAACCUGCAGCCCCCGCCACCUUAAGUUCCCCUACUUCGCGGCCAAGCUACCCGGCUCGCGCAAGAUGCGAUGUCUCAAGACAUCGGCUCUGAGCCUACAGAAACGACUCUGUCUGACCGGGACUAACCGGUUUUCUUCACUCGCAUCCUGUAAGAGGACCUGUGGUCACGACGGAGAGCGCCGCUUCUUUGGGGCUUCGCCAGGAAUCCCCAUAGUGCCACCUCAGCUCCAUACUGGAUUCCCGAGUCCCAGCCAGAAGAGACCGCUGACACGGAUAACCGGGGACAGAAAGAGCAGGAAACGUAUGGAGUUACUGAGCACCUCGGAGCUGCCCCAGCCUCCGCCACCCACUGACCCUCGCCAUGAGAGCAGGCGCCUCUGGACGAUCGCCUGCUCGGUCGUCAUCCUGGUUACCGCAGUCAUGACAACGGCCGUCGCCCUAGGUCGCACUGGUGGCACCUUCCGCCGAGCUCACGAGUACCGCACUGAAGCAGAUACCACCACAAAUUGGCUGUGA